GACGCCUAGAGGCUCCUAGGUGGUGGGCCCACUUUUGCUUCCCGGAGUGCAUGGGCGUGGGCCUUAGCGGCUGGAGGGGCUGAGUGCCCGGCGUCAUGGAGGGCGCCGAGCCCCGUGCGCGGCCCGAGCGCCUGGCCGAAGCUGAGGCGCGGGCGGCCGACGGCGACCGCCUGGUUGAGGUGCAGCUGAGUGGCGGCGCCCCUUGGGGCUUCACCCUGAAGGGCGGCCGCGAGCAUGGCGAGCCUCUGAUCAUCACCAAGAUUGAAGAAGGAAGCAAAGCUGCAGCAGUUGACAAGCUACUCGCUGGAGAUGAGAUUGUGGCCAUCAAUGAUGUGAGUCUCUCAGGGUUCAGACAAGAAGCAAUUUGCCUGGUGAAAGGCUCCCAUAAGACUCUGAAGCUUGUGGUCAAAAGGAAAAGUGAUCCAAGUUGGAGGCCUCACUCCUGGCAUGCCACCAAGUUCUUCGAUGUCCACCCUGAGCCAGCAGCCUCACUGUUUCUGAACACUAGCAGUUCCUCUUCCUGGAAGAGCCAACGCCAGGCUAGUUCCUCCUCCCAUGACUUAUCUGGCUCGUGGGAGCACACAAGCCUACAGCGCACUUCUGACCACUUCAGCUCCGUGGGCAGCAUAGACAGUCUGGACCACAGCUCCCAGCUUUACCCAUCUGGACACCUCUCGUCUGCCAAGUCCAACAGCAGCAUUGACCACCUGGGUGGCCACAGCAAGCGAGACUCCGCUUAUGGCUCCUUUUCCACCUGUUCUAGCACCCCUGACCACACCUUGCCCAAGGCUGAUGCCUCUUCCACUGAGAACAUUCUCUACAAAGUUGGCCUUUGGGAGGCCUCCAGGCCAGGCAGUGGCCGACAAAGUCAGUCUGCAAGUGAUCCUCAGGGACUGCAGGACAGGCCAUCAUGUUUUACACCCAGGGUUCCUGGUAACAGCAGUAAAAGCCCACGGGCAGAGGAUAAUAUUGAGCCCAAAAUAGCCACUUCUGGGAGAGCCAAUUUUGGGCCUGUCUGGUAUGUUCCUGACAAGAAAAAAGGCCCAUCUUCUCCUCCUCCUCUUGCACCUCCUUUGCGAAGUGAUAGCUUUGCUGUGGCAGCUAGGGGUCAUGAAAAGGCUAGUAUGCAGCAUUUUACUACCUUACCCCAUGUGCAACCUCGAGGGGACCGCAGACUGGAAACUACCGAUCGACAGUGGAGGCUUGCACACCCAAGCAGUGGCAAAGAAAUAGGAAAUUUGGCUUACCAGCCAGAGGGCCACCCAGAUUGCCGUUGGCUAUGCUCUGAUGAUAGAACAGGUGGACCUUCAGGGGCUUCAGGCAGGCUCCAGUUCUCCCUGUCCAGCACAGACGUACACUUCCUGAAGUCUUACCAUGGGAGCCAACACCCACGGCAGAGCAGUGAUGAGAGCACAAGGAUCCUCUCAUCACCAAGGGAGCUGCCUCACAUAACUCCUGCCGGAGGUCUGCAGGAAGCUCCUGCACCAUCCCAGGAUGACAACCCUGUGCAGGUGAGGUGGCCUGGUUCUACCAACCAGAAGCUAGAUGACAGAGGGCGGAGCCACCAUUUUUCUGUGCUCCCCAGGCAGCCUGUGCAGGGGAGUGCCCAAGUUGUGAUACCCCGAGGUGACUAUUGGCAUUCAGACACAACAACUCCUGUGGACCGUGAAUAUCCUUUCUUGCGCCCAGUGGGCCAGAGGGGCUACCUACAGCAGCAUGAGGAGACCCUGGCCUCUCAGGACAGAGAGGGGCAUCACCAGCUAAAUGCAGGAGUUGAAGGUUGCUGCUCAGGAGUCCAAGAGCAUCCUAGAGCCAGCCAUACCAUGAGAACUAGUCUGCAGUGUCCUGGCAAUGACUUCACGGUGGUGGAUGGAGACAGUGGGAGAAUUUCUCGUCAGAGGACACCCAUGCUGCACUCUCUGACCCAAGAUGGGGCAUGGCGACCUGAGAAUAGCAAGGAUUGUGGAAACGAGAAACUGACACUGCUUGAUACCCAGAUGGGUAAACCCACACGGAGAAGUGACCGUUUUGCCACAACACUGAGGAAUGAGAUCCAAAUGCGCAGAGCAAAGCUGCAGAAAAGCAAGAGCACUGUAACACUGGCUGGAGACAGUGAAGCUGAAGACUGUGCUGGAGACUGGAGAGCUGAUGUGGGAGCUGUCCCAGAAGGUCCCUUCCCCAGUACCUAUAAAGAGCACCUGAAGGAGGCUCAGACACGUGUCCUGAAGGCCACCUCUUUCCAGCGCCGUGAUUUAGAUCCCACCCCAGCAGAUCAGUAUUUGGGACCACCAGAAGAGAGGACUUGUGACCACACUGCCUCAUCUUCUUUAUCUUCUUUCCCUGGGGAGCCAGACACUGUUCCCCACCACAGUGAGGCGGGUCUGGCCAAGCUACCCUCUUCUGGAGGUGGUGUACCCCACAUUCUUCGAAUUGGAGGCCGGAAACGGUUCACAGCAGAGCAGAAACUGAAAUCCUAUUCUGAGCCAGAGAAAAUUAACGAAGUGGGACUUUCAGGGGACCACAAUCCUCAUCCUAAUGUCAGGACACCUGAGGAUACUGUGGGUACGUUUGCUGACAGGUGGAAGUUUUUUGAAGAAACAAGUAAAUCUCUUCUCCAGAAGCCAGGCCAUAGGCAAGCUGUCUGUGGACCCCCAAGAGAGAAGGCUGAGAGGCCACAGACAGAGGGCCAUGAGUGUGAGAGUACUGAGCCCUGGUUCCAAAAGAGGUCACGGGCCACCUCCUGUGGAGAGUUCCUCAGUGAUGACAGCAAAGUAGAAAAAGCCUCAGAGAAAUUGAACCCACCCAAAAGGCUUGGAACUUUUGCAGAAUACCAAGCAUCUUGGAAGGAACAGAAGAAACCUCUGGAAGCCAAGAGUUCUGGGCGGUACCAUUCAGCAGAUGAUAUUCUGGAUGCUGGUCUAGAUCAGCAGCAGAGGCCCCAGUAUAUUCACGAACGGUCCCGUUCAUCACCGUCCACAGAUUACUACUCACAGGAAGUGCCUAUUGAGCCAAACAGGCAGUCAGAGGAUUCUGGUGAACACAAAGAAGCACUUCCCCAUACACUGCAGGCUGAGGAGGGAUGCUCUGCUCCCAGCAGUGCCCAGCCUCAAGACAGCCGGCAUGUGAAUGAGGACACGACUUUCUCUCAGCCAGAAGCCCAGCUCUCUUCCAAGUGUCAACACCUACAGAAAUCAGCCAUGGAAACUUCUCGUUCCCCGUCACCUCAGUUUGCCCCACAGAAGCUGACAGACAAGCCUCCCCUGCUUAUCCACGAAGACAACUCAGCAAGAAUUGAGCGGGUGAUGGACAACAACACCACUGUGAAGAUGGUGCCCAUAAAAAUUGUGCACUCAGAAAGCCAGCCUGAGAAGGAGAGCCGCCAGAGUCUUGCAUGCCCAGCCGAGCUGCCUGCACUGCCCAGUGGGCUGGAGAGGGACCAGAUCAAGACACUGAGCACAUCAGAGCAGUGCUACUCCCGCUUCUGUGUGUACACACGACAGGAGGUGGAAGCCCCUCAUAGAGCCCGCCCUCCAGAGCCCCGGCCACCCAGUACCCCUGCACCCCCUGUCGGAGAUAGCUGUUCCUCCCCUCCCUCCCUCAACUAUGGGAAGGCCAAGGAGAAGACCAUCGAUGAUUUGAAGUCUGAAGAAUUAGCCAGGGAAAUUGUGGGAAAGGACAAGUCAUUGGCUGACAUCCUGGACCCCAGUGUGAAGAUCAAAACUACCAUGGAUCUGAUGGAGGGAAUUUUUCCCAAAGAUGAGUACCUUCUGGAGGAAGCUCAGCAGCGGAGGAAGCUGCUCCCCAAAGUCCCCUCACCCAGAGUCACAGAGGACAAGAAACAAGAGCCAGGUGUACCAGGGGUCGUGUCCUUGGCCACCAAUUCUACCUAUUAUAGCACAUCAGCCCCUAAGGCAGAGCUGCUAAUCAAGAUGAAGGACCUACAGGAGCCUGAGGAGUAUUCAGGGGGUGACUUGGACCAUGACCUGUCCGUUAAGAAGCAAGAGCUCAUCGACAGUAUCAGCCGCAAGCUGCAGGUGCUCCGGGAAGCCCGUGAGAGCCUGCUGGAGGACAUCCAAGCCAACAAUGCUCUUGGGGAUGAGGUGGAAGCCAUUGUGAAAGAUGUCUGCAAGCCCAAUGAGUUUGACAAGUUCCGGAUGUUCAUCGGGGACCUGGACAAAGUGGUGAACCUCCUGCUGUCACUGUCAGGACGCCUGGCCCGUGUAGAAAAUGCCCUCAAUAAUUUGGAUGACAGUCCUUCUCCUGGAGAUCGGCAGUCACUGUUGGAGAAACAGAGAGUCCUAACCCAGCAGCAUGAGGAUGCCAAGGAACUUAAAGAGAACCUGGACCGCCGUGAGCGCAUUGUGUUUGACAUACUGGCCACCUACCUCAGCGAGGAGAGCCUGGCUGACUACGAGCACUUCGUGAAGAUGAAGUCGGCCCUCAUCAUUGAGCAGCGAGAGCUGGAAGAUAAAAUCCACUUGGGUGAAGAGCAGCUCAAGUGCUUGUUUGAUAGCCUACAGCCUGAGAGAAGCAAAUGAGAGGCCCAUUCCCACAGAAGGUGGACACUGAGCUUUGGAGAUUAAUGCCUGAAAUUACAAGAGUCAACCCAAGCCUAUUUGCCCAUCUCUGGAGAGACACACUCUGGAGCCCCAAGGCUAGUAAAAAAGCAAUAAUGCCCUGUUAGUAUGUGAUGAUUUAUUUAUGUUUUUCAUUUCUAUUGGUUUGCUGAGCAGAGUUUCUUAUCACAUGUGACUUCACAGAAUGCCAGGCUUUGAUGGUCAUCAAGGGUCUUCUAGGAUGCCUAAUGGUUGGACCCAAAAUACAUGCAAGCACUCCUUUGCAACAGUGGCACCGUUAUUCCUCCCUUGUGUAGAUGCCAAAUACAUCUCUAUGGUGCAUAAGAGGAAAGACCCUUGUGAUUUAGCCAGGCAUGGGCUGCUGUUUUCUGUCCUUGUUCAUUCAACAAAUGAGAGCAUUCAUCAGUCUGUCAUCAUGACUUUCUCUGACCCAGAAAAAUCAGUGAUGAUGAUAAGUUAUUGAUAUAUGGAAAGCAUGAACACUUUCCUAGUAGUUAAAAACCAACUAUGAAAUGAACAACCUAUAUAUUGGGUUCAUUCAUUCCAAGAUUAAAAUCAUCACAUAACUUGUGUGCAUGGUUUUAAACUCCCCAAAUAGCCAGUAUCCUUGUCACAUCUUAAGUAACUUCUAACCAAGUGACAUUACUUGGUUAAAGGUGUGUCUACUAAUAGUGGUAUCGCCUGUUCUUUAUUUCCUGAGACCAAUGGAAUAAUUUGAAGUUUCCGUCCCCAGAACACUAAUUUGUUUGUGUAUGUGAUCCUUAAUGACAGUUGGUGGCUUAUCUCAUUUUUCACUUUUCUGUCUGUUACCAUGGGCCACAUGCCAUGUACCUUAAGACUCCACCCUCUGGUUAGAGGUCCUGUGGGGUGACUACUGCUUACAUUUGAAACAGAGUUUCGUCCUUAACAAUUGAAAUGACAAGAUGACAAAUAUCUCAUUAAAACAACACUGUCAUCCUACUGGUUUCCAGUUGACAGGGCAGAGAUUGGGAGAAAACAUCUGUAAAUCAUGUGUCUGAUUUUUGCUCAUUUUGUUUU
Molecule: messenger RNA, 5615 nt
Organism: Acomys russatus (golden spiny mouse)
Lineage: Eukaryota; Metazoa; Chordata; Mammalia; Rodentia; Muridae
Gene: Shroom2
Product: shroom family member 2
Exons: 10
Coding region: 96-4538 (1480 amino acids)
Biological process (GO): actin filament organization
Cellular component (GO): apical plasma membrane; cortical actin cytoskeleton; apical junction complex
Molecular function (GO): actin filament binding
Source: RefSeq, a predicted model, not a curated record